AUGUCUGACGAAAUCGUAUGGCAAAUCAUAAACCAACAGUUUUGUGCCUUCAAGCUCAAAACUACAAAAGGCCAAAACUUCUGCAGAAAUGAGUACUCCGUCAGUGGUCUGUGCAAUCGCCAGAGCUGCCCGCUCGCCAACAGUCGAUAUGCGACAGUGAGGCAGUCCCCUAAGGGGACAAUCUACCUUUACAUUAAGACUAUCGAACGGUCGCACAUGCCCUCCAAAUGGUGGGAAAAGAUCAAGCUCUCGCAAAACUACCAAAAGGCUCUCGAGCAGAUCGACCAGCGUCUCCAAUUCUUCCCCAAGUUCCUUAUCCACAAGUGCAAGCAACGCCUCACCCGACUCGUACAAGUCGCGAUCCGGAUGCGCAGGAUAGCCGCGGAGGAGGCCAGAUUAGGCGAGAAGCUUGUGCCCAAAAUGGCGCCCAAGAUCAAGAAGCGCGAGGAAGCCAGAGAGCGCAAGGCUCUGGCAGCGGCCAAGCUGGAGCGGACGAUCGAGCGCGAACUUCUUGACCGCCUGCGGCAAGGUGCGUACGGUGACCAGCCGCUUAACUGCAACCCGCAGAUCUGGAAGAAGGUGCUUAAUGCGCUUGAGGCGGAGGGCGAGGGUGUGCGGGAUAAGGAUCAUGAUAAGGGCAUCGAGGCCGAUGAGGAGGGUCUGGAGUCGGCAGAGGAGAGCGAGGUUGAGUAUGAGCGCGAGGAGGAGAAUGAGGAGGAUAAUGUGGUCGAGUACGUGUCGGACUUUGAGGAGAGCGAGGAUGAGCUCGGCGAUCUCGAGGACUGGCUGGGAAGUGAUGAUGAGGAGUUUGACGACGAGGAUGACGACGAUGAAGAUGAUGACGAUGAGGACGAUGAUGAGAGUGAGGAGGAUGAUGAGGAGGAGCUUAAGAAGAAGAAGGCGGGAGACAAGCGGAAGAGAGGCAAGGCUGUCAAGCCGAAGGCGCGGAAGAGAAAGGAACUGGAGAUUGAGAGGGAGGAGGCAGAUCGGGCCAAACUGCUGGCUUUCUAA
This is a messenger RNA of Thermochaetoides thermophila DSM 1495, 1011 nucleotides long. RefSeq lists its product as uncharacterized. The coding region runs from base 1 to 1011 and encodes 336 amino acids. Gene Ontology annotation, cellular component: nucleolus; preribosome, large subunit precursor. The transcript has 4 exons. Gene Ontology annotation, biological process: maturation of LSU-rRNA; maturation of 5.8S rRNA. The record is from RefSeq and is a predicted model, not a curated record. NCBI's taxonomy places the organism in Eukaryota, Fungi, Ascomycota, Sordariomycetes, Sordariales, Chaetomiaceae.